Microplitis mediator is the source of this 2304-nucleotide messenger RNA. Its product is annotated as neprilysin-2-like. Gene Ontology annotation, molecular function: metalloendopeptidase activity. The coding region runs from base 75 to 2207 and encodes 710 amino acids. The record is from RefSeq and is a predicted model, not a curated record. Gene Ontology annotation, cellular component: plasma membrane. Gene Ontology annotation, biological process: protein processing. The transcript has 8 exons. Lineage: Eukaryota; Metazoa; Arthropoda; Insecta; Hymenoptera; Braconidae.
UUUAACAAACUGCGUAAGUUAAUUUUUGUCAUUCCUCUCGACAGGUUUUCAAGAGUAACACGAGAUAUUUCAAGAUGAAGCUUCUAAUGUUCGAUAAAUCACCUGGGAUACUGCGGCAAGAGAAACAGAGGUCAGUAUCGAAGCGUGCAUUUUUUUUAAUUGUGAGUGUUGGAUUAGUCUGUUCAAUUUUGCCGAUUAAUAGUUCGGCGGCUGUAGUCAACACUACACUAAAUGAUGUGGCGGCUAACUUGUGUACAGGUAACGAAUGUGCCGUAGAACAAUCAGAAAUCGCCGCCCAAAUCUUAAGAUACCAUGAUCCCAGUAUUAAGCCCUGUGACAAUUUUUACGGAUUUGCUUGCGGUAAUUACGAAAAAACUGAUAAAUCAAACGAUUACGAUUAUCUUGAAUCACAAAAACAUGAUUACCUUGAAAAGUUGAUCCGAAAAGGAAUCUCUUCAGACUUCAAACCCUUUAAACUUAUCGACGAUAUUUACAAAACAUGCAUCAAUGAAAAUGCCAAAGGGCCACAAGCUCUAGACCUUUUGAAACGUACGAUGAAAAGUUUAGGCAAUUGGCCUAUUUUAGAAGCUGACUGGAAGGAGUCUACUUUCAACUGGAUUGAUUUUACCGGUGAUGCUAAAAAAUUUGGUUACAAUAUCAAUUGUUUCUUAGAUUGGGCACCAAAGCCUAUAUUUAGUAAUUCACGUAGAAGUUUAAGAUAUUCUGUUACGAUGGCCGAUACUCAUUUCGAUCCCUCUAUGCCCGAGAAAACUACCUCACAAAAACAAGCUUAUUCUGAUUACAUGGUAAAAGUAGCACGACUCCUUGGAGCAGAUGGUAGUGACUUGGAAAAGGACAUGAAAGACGCAUACGAUUUUGAAGAACAAUUAUCAAAAAUAAAUGUUGGAGGCCAUCGUUAUCAGAUGCGUAAUUUCACUAUUGCAGAGUUACAGAAGCAAUGGCCGAGUAUUGAGUGGGAGCGAUUUGUUGAUAAAACCCUAAUUCCCUUUGUGGAUGCUAAUGAAAAGCCUGCUUUAACUGUUUGGAUUAUUACAAUUUUAACAGGGUUUGCACAACUAAUGGAAAAAACCCCAAAACGAGUGCAAGCAAAUUACGCCUUUUGGAAAAUUGUCCAAUACUCAGCUCCUUAUUUGACUGAAGAAUUUAGGGAGGCGCAAAAAACGUUCCAUAAACAAGUAGGUUAUGCUGGUAUUUCAGCCGAUGAUGAUUGUCUGAAAUUGACUAAAAAAUACGCGAAUUAUGCCGCUGAAUCCUUAUAUUUGGAUCACUACAACAGCAGUCAGACGAUCAUAAUAAAUAUAAUUGAGUCUAUUAAAACUGAAAUGAUCAGUUUGAUAAAAGAAUCUAAAGUAUUGAAUGCCACUGAAAAAAGUAAAAGAAUAAAAACUAUUACAGAAAUGCCAUUUACUUUCGGGACAUCAGUGAAAUUGUCGGACCCAAAAGAACUGGAAAGUUUCUACGCGAAUGCAGAAGUUGUCAAAGAUAACUUUUUGCAAACCAUCUUGAAUCUUAAUUUAUUCAAAUUGAAAAAUGACGUCAGCAUUAAAAUACAAUCGGAACUUGCUAUAUACGGCGUUGCUUGUUUUGAUAAUUCAGCACUUCCGCAAAUGUACAAUGGCCGCCUACGUAUACCCGCAUCGAUGAUUCCCAGCCCAUUAUUUAACGAAAAUCGUCCAAUGUACAUGAAUUAUGGUUCGAGUGCGUCCUACAUUGCAAUUCAAAUUUUUAAAGCUCUGACUGAUAAUGGAAGAAGUUGGGAAAAAAAUGGAACCCUACUUCCAAAUGACCAACUCGAUUGUUUCCGUCAUCAUUAUGAGGAUUUAUCAGACGAGGCAAUGAAACAAAGACUUCGUCGUGAUAAAUUCGAAAAAGAAUUGAUCUACCAAUAUAUCGGAUUUUGGGCUUCUCGGAAUUGUUACAAGACUUAUGUGGCCCAACAUGGCAGUGAAAAACCUCUUCCAGGAUUAUCAUAUACCCCGGAGCAGUUAUUCUGGAUAUCUUUCGGACAAUCGUAUUGUUCUCUUCACGAAGAUCACUUUAAACCCCGUAAUAUUAAUAACAAUCAGUUCAAUGCUUUUGAAUACAUGAUGAUGAAACUUUUAUCAAUUGUACCUAAAAUUUCGUCAGAUUUUAAGUGCCCUGUGGGUUCUAAUUUAAAUCCCGCAAAAAAAUGCAUCUGGUGGUAAUUUAAAUGAACUUUUUACUUUGAAGUUUUUAAAUGUUUUAUUUAGAUUGAAAAAUUAUAUCUGUUGCAAAAUAAAUAAUAAAUUCGAAUGUUUUUGA